Molecule: messenger RNA, 1092 nt
Organism: Bombus pascuorum
Lineage: Eukaryota; Metazoa; Arthropoda; Insecta; Hymenoptera; Apidae
Product: histone-lysine N-methyltransferase SETMAR-like
Exons: 2
Coding region: 1-1092 (363 amino acids)
Molecular function (GO): nucleic acid binding
Source: RefSeq, a predicted model, not a curated record
AUGUCAGGAGUGGGGAGAGCAGGCCGUUGUCCAGUUCAGACACGUUUGGCGGUAGUAUUCAAGAUGUCAGAGCAACAAGUACACCUCUCAGUUGCGCAACGCAUUAUUAUUAAAUUUCUCACACAUGAAGGCGUCAAACCAAUAGAAAUUCUGCAAAGAUUGACUGCACAGUUCGGGGAUCAGACACUGUCAAGGGCUCGCGUGUUUGCCUGGCAUAAGAAGUUCAAGGAAGGACGUGAACUGGUUGAAAAUGUGGAACAUGAUCGUCGUCCUCGAACCAGCAUUACGGAGGAGAACAUUCGCACGAUUCGUGAACUUCUUGAAAGAGAUCGGCGUUUGACACUUUCUGAAAUGACAGCACAGGUUGGAAUAAGUUAUGGGAGCUGUCAAACAAUCGUCACAAAGGACCUAGGGUUCCGUAAAGUGUGCGCCAGAUGGGUCCCUCGCCUUUUGACAGCAGAACAGAAGUUGAGACGUUUCCAAGUGUGUCAGGAGCUUUCAGCACGGUUUUCGGAAGAAGGGGAUACAUUUUUGAAUCGAAUAGUCACCUGCGAUGAAACUUGGGUUCAUCAUUACACACCCGAAUCGAAACAAGCCAGUAUGGAGUGGCGGAGGAAGGAGGAGGCAGCCCCUGUGAAAGCCAAGACGCGGUUGUCAGAUGGGAAGGUGCUGGCAACUGUUUUUUUCGACCGGCGUGGCGUUUUGCACAUUGAUUUUUUGCAUGAGCGUCGCACAAUAAAUGCUGCUUAUUACUGUGAGCUUUUGAGGGAGGCAAAGGUUGCUUAUCGUUCGAAAAGGCGUAAGCAACCGAUUCGAGACGUCAUUCUCCUCCACGACAACGCCAGGCCUCAUACAGCAGCUCUAACCUGCACAACAUUAGAGGAAAUAAGGUGGACUCCACUUGAUUAUCCUCCCUACAGUCCUGACCUAUCGCCCUGCGAUUUCCAUCUCUUCGGACCGCUUAAAGAAGCACUAGGAGGACAACGAUUCCAAGACGACGCGGCGGUGGAGGCCUUUGUUAUAUACAGUAAAAAGAAUGAAGUAAUAUACUUCCAAAUUUACAAUUUUUAUACAUUGUUACUUGUACUUUAG